Sodiomyces alkalinus F11 is the source of this 1011-nucleotide messenger RNA. RefSeq lists its product as hypothetical. The record is from RefSeq and is a predicted model, not a curated record. The transcript has a single exon. Lineage: Eukaryota; Fungi; Ascomycota; Sordariomycetes; Glomerellales; Plectosphaerellaceae. The coding region runs from base 231 to 839 and encodes 202 amino acids.
AUGGAUCAUUAAUAUCAUUAAUUCUUACACCCAUGUCGGCCGUGCUCACCACCGCCACCAACUGGACAAACAUUCGGCUUCGAGCAAUUACUCCGGAGCGAGGGGAAAGGGAGUGGGGUAUGGAUACGAAGUCGACGACAGGCCGGGACGGGCAAAAGACAUAGGGUAUGAAGUACGGAUGAUACAAUAGCAUGUAGUAGUCAUGGUUGGGAGAACAAAGCGACGUGCGCAUGAAGACUCCGAGUCCCUCGAUGCCGGCGGGGGAAAAAAAAGUAGUAAAGAAAGAAGAAAGAAGAAAGGCAGAAGAAAGACAGGAGAGGCAGAGGGGUGUUUGUAUCUGCCUGUUCUGCCUGGUCGACUCUCCGGAACCACAUCGAAAAGGACAUGUUUGUCUAGAAACCAGAGACCCGGGAAAGCCGUCGUCAGCUCAAAUAAUGCCAGCAGCCUUGACGACUCGCUGUUGUUACCUCCUGUAUGUAAUACGGGAGAACUGUGCUGAGCAACUCCUGCAGUCAUCUGCUUCAGAGGCUCGAGCCACCUCUGUGCAACGUAAAUUGGGGUUCCAGACACAUGAUCGGGAGUUGCUGCGCGUAGUCCGGACAACGGUGCUGUUCAAUCGGCUGCUGACCAUCCAUUGGUGCUGCUUGUGCUGGACCUUGCCGCCGAACGCGUCGCUCCGACACGCGCUCUUUCAAUCAGCUGAUCCAGCUCUCCUCAUUCUCAUCAAUCGCGUCCGUAUUCCUAUGACCAGGGCCAUUGUCUCUUGGGCCAUACAUACCCACGUCCGGCGGACUCGGAAUCACACCCGCGGCUUCAUUUCAUUGCCCCCCUGCGAAUAAACGAGGAACGGGGUACCCCUGGUGUGCGCCUGCCGUGUCAGUGCCGGCAUGCCUAAUGCAUACCAUCUCGCCUUGCAUAACCUUUAUAGGUAGGUAGGUUACUUGCUUCUGCUCUGCUCGAGAGGUUCGUGCGAUGCCGUUGAAUCUCUGUUCGCCCGCUUCUUGUCAUCUU